Molecule: messenger RNA, 2522 nt
Organism: Frankliniella occidentalis (western flower thrips)
Lineage: Eukaryota; Metazoa; Arthropoda; Insecta; Thysanoptera; Thripidae
Gene: Zwilch
Exons: 13
Coding region: 193-2397 (734 amino acids)
Biological process (GO): protein localization to kinetochore; mitotic spindle assembly checkpoint signaling
Cellular component (GO): RZZ complex
Source: RefSeq, a predicted model, not a curated record
AAGCAUUAAUUGUAUUUUGGCGCGCAUCAUCCAUGCUAUCGAGAAGCAUUCUUUGGCUGGUUCGAGUGUAUUUUUUCUGGCAUUCCUGAUUCCUGGUUUAGUUAUUAAGGAUAAGUAGAGUGUUUCUGAGCAAGGGUUGAGUUUUUUCAUGCUGAUUGCUUACUGAACAAUUGUGCUAUUGUACUGUGAAAAAUGCCGGUUUCGGUUGUGGACGCCAGUUGUCAAGUUGAGAGGUUACGUGAAGUCGUAGGCUCUGACAACGACAAUUAUGCCGUUCAGAUUAUGCAUCCUCCUUCAUAUCUUCGAGCACUCCUUUAUGAAGGAAAUUCUGAAACUGAUUCUUGUCUCACACCAGAUGUCGUGCUUGUCUACAAAGCGAAUAUUAAGACUAGUACCUCAUCAUUGCCUUUAGAUGUACGGGAUGAAAUUAAUGAAUCGGUCGAAUCAGACGUUGAUUUAGGUGGGGAUCCCUUGCCUGCCCCAUUUGACGAAAAUGAUGAUAUUGAUGUGUCUGUGUCAGAACGGAAGCAAUAUCAGUGGCCAAAAGGAGAACUAAAUCAUCUACCUAUAAAGAUGAGUGAUGCUGCAAAUAUCUUGAACACGAGCAGUGAUGCCAUCAAUGAUUGUUCAGAAGCCCUUGAUGUGUGGUGCCUGCUUGAUAGUGGAAUCAAUAAAGAAUCUCUAGGGGCACAUUCUACAUCCCAGAACAGGUCGAUGAAUGGGAACAGUACUUUGAAUGACCUUACAGUACUGGAUGCCGAUAUUUCAAGCUCAUCUCUUCAUAUGAAAGUCAAUAAGAAAGUUAAGGUAAUGCUGUGUCAACAUGCCUCAGAGGAAUGGUGGUCAAGAAGCUAUGUUGAAUCCCAGGGCAUGUGUUCAAUAGCAUCUCCUGAAAUGGACCCUCAAAUUAUGAAGAAAAGUCACUUGAAUAUUUCUCAAAUGCCUGAGAGUAUGAUGAAUGCUGUAGUACUGUGUCGGUACAACAUUGAUGGUCAUCGAGUUACCUCGGAUGCAUCCAACAGUUCUGCUUUUUCUGUGAAUUUGGAGCUGAAAUGGAGGCAGCUCAGUGUGACUGUACCCCUUCAGGAGGCUUCUGCCAAAGUGAUCAUUCGAACAGCUGUGGGACGGAAAGGAAGUGUAGCUCAUGACUUGUUCAGACAGCUGUGUGUCUUGCACCAACUUUUUGAACUGCACUUUACCUGUUGGAGAGAGAAGGUUACACCUGAAGCUCUGCCAAAUUUGGAUUCUUCUGAAGAUCUUUUAAAUAAUGCAGUUCCCCAGGAUUCACUUCAAUCUCGGAUUCAGACAUUAAUCUUAGGAGGCAAACAGGCUCUCCAAGCCCAAAAUGCCAACAGAAGAAUGUCAGUGGCUCCAGCUCUUUUAGGAAGGCAAUCAAUGGCCCCUGGUGGAUUAUUGGGCAGACAGUCCAUGGCACCUGCGAGCUUGGGCAGACAGUCAAUCGCUCCAGGAUUUUUAGGUCGUAUGUCUAUUGCUCCCCAUGCCAUGAAAGAGUCCAGUGGAGAGGAGAGUAAACAUGUUUCUUUGAAUGAGGCCAUAGAGAUUGCUACUGCUGGAACACGGGAAAAUUCAGAUGUCACUGAUGGGCUUUUCAGUCUGCUUCUUGAGUGCAAAACUUUCCGUGAGCUUACUGCAGCUUGGGAUCUUACUUUCAUGGACCUUAACGACGCAAAUAGACCUUUUAUUCGCCCUAAAAACACCACAAGAGCAGCAAAACUGAUAAAAAGUUUUGUGUCUGGUCAAGCUGACAGUGCUCCUAAUUUCUUGGAUAUUGAGGGAAGUUUGUUCCCGCUUGAACUUGUAAUUGAAAUGGGCCUUGAAAAGCUUACUACUGAUUAUUAUUACAUAUUUUGUGAAUCACGUCUUGUAGGCCGUGAUGAGUUGAAGGCACCAACUUUGCUUCAGGCAGGCUUAGGUGUACCCCGCGAAAAGUGGCUUGCAAGUUGUGGUCAGUUACUGAGCUGGUUGGCUCAGGUCCAUUGUGCGUUAGAGAUUGUAUUGCCCUUGCCAAAUUCAUUGUCUGGAAACAGUGUGCCUUACAUUGCAUCGAGUGCCUUGAAAUAUUUUCAAAGUGAAACAUCACCAGUUCGAGAUGUAGCUGGGUUGUUGACUCCUGGAGGAUCUCUUCAAGAGUUUAGCAUUAAUGUGACAACAGAUGCUGUUCGUGAACACACAAACAAAAAAUUUGAUUGGUGGAGAAUGACACUAACAUCUGAGUGCCCUAUGAAAAAAGUUAGGAGUGUCUUCCUUCGAAGUCAUUUGCAACCCAUCUUUCCUCCACAAUUAUGUGAAGAUUAUGAAACACUGGUGCCAGCAGAGGAUAAAGAUAAUGCACAGUACUAUUGUGCGGAAGCAGUAACAAUAAGUGAUAAAUGCUAGGUGUUUUAAACAAAUGAUAAGUAUUUCUUAAAAUGUUGAAUGAACUGUUAAUAGUAUUUCUGAUCUUAAGGGUAUUGAGUACCAUGUUGUUAAAUAUAAUAAACAUAUAUAUUUUUAUGAACCUA